CUCAGCCCCGGCCGGUGACGACCUACGACCGCGCACAGCCGCCAUUUGCCGUCUAACCCUGACCGCUUCAGGGAUUCUGGUUCACAAUGGCUGACAAUCAAGAGAAAGACUUGCAGAAAUUUCUUAAAAAUGUGGAUGAAAUCACUGCUUUAAUCCAAGAGAUGAAUUCUGAUGACCCAGUUGUACAAGAGAAAGCUAUCCUCAAGACAGAAAAGAGACUGCUGCUCACAGAGGAAGACCAAGAGGAGGAUGGAUGCAGAACCACCUUGAACAAGACCAUGAUCAGUCCUCCACAAGCUCCUGCGAAGAAUGCAGAUGAAGUAAACUCAGAGGCCUUCUUGGCAUCCAUGGAGAAGGAUGCAAAGGAACGUGCCAAGAGAAGAAGGGAAAACAGAGUCUUAGCAGAUGCCCUAAAAGAAAAAGGGAAUGAAGCCUUUGUCAGAGGCAAUUAUGAGACAGCCAUCCUCUGCUACAGUGAGGGUUUGGAGAAGCUGAAGGACAUGAAAGUGCUGUACACCAACCGAGCCCAGGCCUACAUAAAACUUGGGGACUACCAGAAGGCAGUGGUGGAUUGUGAUUGGGCUCUGAAGUGUGAUGAAAAAUGCACCAAAGCAUAUUUCCACAUGGGAAAAGCUCACCUGGCUCUAAAGAACUACAGUGUGUCCAGAGAGUGUUUUCAGAAGAUGUUAGAAAUAAACCCCCAGCUGCAGACACAGGUGAAAGGUUACCUGAAUCAAGUAGAUCUUCGGGAGAAAGCAGACCUUCAAGAGAAGGAAGCCCAUGAAUUGCUGGGUGCAGGAAAAAACACAGCCGUAACAACCAAGAAUCUCUUGGAGACUCUUUCUAAGCCUGAUCAGAAUGCCUUGUUCUAUGCGGGGGGCAUUGAAAUCCUGACCGAAAUGAUGAAGGACUGCACAGAACGAACUUUAUUCAGAACACAUAACGGAUUCAGUAUAAUCAGUGGGAAUGAAGUCAUAAAAAGGUGCUUUUCCACAGCAGGAAAAGAUACUGUGGAAGAGACUGUGUGUGUGUCCGUUCUCAGGCUCUGGCAAGCAGUGUGCAGCGGGAACGAGGAAAACCAGCGCCUGCUUGUGACACACCCUGACUCAGGCAGGCUGCUGCCCUCCCUCUUGGCCUCGGGGGUCCUGACCAUCCAGGAGCAGAGCCUGGCCCUGCUACUGCAGCUCGCCCAGACGGAGAAUGGCCGGAGCCUGAUCAUCAGCCACCUGGACCUGACCCGAUUGUUGGGAGCCCUGGUGUCAUUUCUUGAAUUCUCCGAUAAGAAGGCCGACUCAGCCAUGGGACUGCUCACAGACUUGGCUCUGGAAGAAGGAUUCCAAGUCUGGUUCCAGGCCAACCUUCCAGAUGUUCUCCCGGCACUCACAGGCGUUCUGAAAAGAGACCCCACGGUAACCAACACCUCAGCUCUCAGCCAGUGUAUUGCCAUCAUGGGAAACCUCAGUGCUGAGGCUGCCACCCGAAGACAGAUGUCAGCCUCUGAAGAAUUUGGAGAUGCCUGCUUGGGCCUCAUGGCCCGGUGUGAGGAGGAUGUGGACCUGUUUAGAGACAUCAUGUAUAUGCUCCUGGGACUCCUAAUGAACUUGUGUCUUCAGUCCCCCUUUGUCUCUGAGGUUUGGGCCACGGAAGUGAGCAGGAGGUGCAUGUCUCUACUGAACAGCCAGGAUGGAGGAAUCCUGACAAGAGCUGCAGGUGUUCUCAGCCGCACCCUUUCUUCCUCUCUGAAGAUUGUCGAGGAGGCCCUAAGAGCAGGAGUGGUGAAGAAGAUGAUUAAAUUCCUGAGGGCAGGAGGCCAGACCGCAUCACGUUAUGCUGUGAAGACACUAGCCAUCUGCACGAAUAGUUAUCACGAAGCACGGGAGGAAGUGAUAAGACUAGAUAAAAAGUUCAGUGUUCUGAUGACACUGCUCAGCUCGGAGGAUGAGGUUCUGGUGGGCAAUGCCGCCCUCUGCCUGGGGAAUUGCAUGGAGGUGCCACAGGUGGCGUCCACCCUGCUGAAGACGGACAUAGUGCAGGUCUUGUUGAAGCUUGCGGGAGGUGAUGCGCAGAAGACAGCCGUGCAGCUGAAUGCAGGGAUCGCUUUGGGGAAGCUGUGCACGGCCGAGCCGAGGUAUGCUGGGGUGGCCUUGUUGGUUGCAUUUCAGAACGAGCAGGCCAGGGCCAGCCAGGGGGUCGUGCUGUGGCCGGCACUCUGCCCCACAGAACCCUGUGGGCAGCCCGGGAGUCCUGCUGCCUUCCACAGAGACAGGUGUUGGGUCCCAGCAGUGCCUCUCAGGAAGAAGCCUACUUCCCUGAGGGUACUGGGGAGCCUUUGUGCUCCAUCUGAGAAGGAAGCCUUUUUUUAUCUGUCGGGUUUGCUCCGUGUGCUCACUGCCAUUGUCUCCUCUCCAUUCCACUUCCUCACUCUCCAUCCUGCUCUCCUCCUCUUUCACUUCCUCCCCUCCCACACCACCUCUGCUCUCUCCCUCCUCUACUUUUCCAUAAAAAGUUAAAUCUCUCACUUCAUUUUUGUUUGCCCAGGGCCUAAGCCUAUUGGAAAAUUUCCAGGGAAGGUAACAUUCUUGUGCUGGAGAAAACUAAAAUGAGGUGGACAAGCCAGGGCAAGAGACCUUUGCCUUAACUGUGUACAUUGCUUCUCUUUGGUUCACCCUUCGGUUCUGCUUGGGUCCUGUUCUGACACACUGAAACACUGAGUCAUUUAUGCCCCGCAAGGCGCCCCUCUGUGGCUGCACAAUGGGGCCCCAGCACAGAUGGGGUGGCUUCCUCGACAGAGAGGGUCUUUGGCCUGUCUUGUU
This is a messenger RNA of Phyllostomus hastatus (greater spear-nosed bat), 2813 nucleotides long. RefSeq names its product tetratricopeptide repeat domain 12 (gene TTC12). NCBI's taxonomy places the organism in Eukaryota, Metazoa, Chordata, Mammalia, Chiroptera, Phyllostomidae. Gene Ontology annotation, molecular function: protein binding. The transcript is spliced from 21 exons. The record is from RefSeq and is a predicted model, not a curated record. Bases 87 to 2510 code for a protein of 807 amino acids.